AGAAGAAGAAAAUGAGGCUAAGAUUGAAAAUGUGCAGAAGACAGGUUUCAUCAAAGGACCAAUGUUCAAAGGUGUUGCUUCUAGUCGAUUUUUGCCCAAAGGCACCAAGACAAAAGUUAAUUUGGAAGAACAGGGACGGCAGAAGGUGUCAUUCAGCUUCAGCCUUACAAAGAAAACGUUGCAGAAUAGGUUUCUCACUGCACUCGGGAAUGAAAAGCAAAACGACACACCUAACUCCUCAGCAGUACCUCUUCAAGUAGACUCGACCCCCAAAAUUAAAAUGGAUGUUGGAGAUACCUUAUCUACCACAGAAGAAUCUUCCCCACCAAAAUCAAGGGUAGAAUUGGGCAAAAUCCAUUUUAAGAAACACCUUCUUCAUGUGACAUCCAGGCCUCUGUUGGCUAAUACCACAGCAGUAACAUCUCCACCUCCUCCCACGGCGCAGUUACCAGCAGUCAUUGCAGAAUCAACAACUGUAGACUCACCACCCUCAUCUCCACCCCCACCACCUCCACUGCCCCCAGCCACAACACCUUCACCACCAGCACCAGAGCCAGUGGCCUUGCCACACACACCAGUAACAGUUCUAAUGACAGCACCUUCACCAGUUGACCUGGCAGUUAAAGCUCUGAAAGAACCACCAGUUGAAAUUGUGCAAGGAUCUUCAGAAGUGGAUACUAAGCAGGACAUUGUAUCUAAUAGUUCAGAAGAACAUGUAACUCACAAUUUGAAUGAGCAAGCAGAUACUCCUUCACAAAAAGAAGAUUCCCAUAUUGGGAGGGAAGAAGAAAUUCCAGAUAGCUCUAAGAUUAGUCUUAGCUCUAAAAAAGCAGCUUCUAAGAAGAAAUCUUCACAUUCUGAGGGCACCUUUAUUUGUUCAGAAUCUGAUGAAGAUUCUGUACGGACUUCUUCAAGUCAGAGAUCACAUGACUUAAAAUGUUCAGCAAGCAUUGAAAAAGAAAGAGAUUUAAGAAAGAGCUCAGCACCUUUAAGAAAUGAGGAUUCAGGUAAAUCUUCACGAUCUAAAACAGAGAGAGAUGAUAAAUAUUAUAGCCACUCAAAACCUGAAAGAGAUAAUCGGUAUGUAUCUUCCCGAGGUAGGUCAGAAAGAGAGCGAAGGCGGAGCAGAUCUCGCUCUAGAUCUGACAGAGGCUCUAGAACUAGCUUAUCCUAUUCCCGGUCAGAACGAUCCCAUUAUUACGACUCUGAUCGUCGCUACCAUAGGAGUUCUCCUUAUCGAGAGAGGACACGCUAUUCUCGGCCAUAUGCAGAUAACAGGGCACGAGAGAGUUCCGACUCUGACGAUGAGUACAAGAAGACAUACUCUAGGCGCACCUCAUCUCACUCUUCCUCCUACAGAGACCUAAGGACGCCGUCAUCCUAUUCUAAAUCUGAUCGGGACUGCAGAAUAGAGACCUCGUACUUAGAGAUGGAGAGAAGAGGAAAGUAUUCUUUAAGAGAAUCCAAAAGAACUUUAGAAAAUGAAGCAAUUAAAAGAUGUUAUUCUCCCCCUAAUGAACUGGGAUUCCGGCGGGGGUCAUCACAUUCAAAGCACGAUAGCAGUGCUUCCCGUUAUAAAGCUGUCCCUUCAAAACCUACGCCCAGGUCUGAUAAAUUUAAAAAUUCUUUCUGUUGUACAGAAUUAAAUGAAGAAAUCAAGCAGUCUCAUUCUUUUCGUUUACAGUCUCCUUGUUCAAAAGGUAGUGACUUAAGAAUGAUUAGUAAAAUUCCUGAAAGAGAAAAAGCCAGGUCUCCAUCUCCUUCAAAUCGAUUGAAUGAUUCACCUACUUUUAAAAAGCUAGAUGAAUCGCCUAUUUUUAAGUCUGAAUUUAUAGGACACGAGAGCCACGAUAGUAUUAAGGAAUUCGACUCUUCAUCUAAAGUGAAGAAUGAUCAAGUAAGAAGUUUUUGUCCCGUAGAAUUAAAUAUAAAUGGAUCCUCGGGGGCAGAAUCGGAUUUGGCAACAUUUUGCACUUCUAAAAGUGAUGCUGUUGUGAUGACUUCUGAUGAUAGUGUGACUGGAUCAGAGGUAUCACCUUUGGUCAGAGCAUGCGUGAUUUCCUCAAAUGGAUUUCAGAAUGUUAGAUGCAAAGAAAAAGACUUGGCUGAUACUCGCAUGCAACAUCAUAAGUCAGAAAGCCCAUUUAGAGAAACAGAACCUCCCAUGUCACCACACCAAGAUAAACUCAAGUCUUUGCCAGUCAUGACUACAGAUUAUUCUAAAACAGUAGUUACAGAAGCUGUUGAUGUACGAGUCGCUUGCUGCAAAACCAAAGAUUCAGAUAUAGAUUGUACUUCAAAUGACAAUAACCCUUCUUUGUGUUAUUCCGAAGCUGAAAAUGCCGAGCCUUCAGUUAUGAAGAUUUCUUCAAAUAGCUUUAUGGAUGUGCAUUUGGAAUCAAGAGCUGUCUGUGAUAAUACAAAUCUGACAGAUCAGCAUUCACAAUUUGUAUGUGAAGAAUAUAAGCAGGGCGUGGGCAGCACUAGUUCAGCUUCCGUUAAUCAUUUUGAUGAUUUAUAUCAGCCUAUAGGGAGUUCAGGUAUUGCCUCAUCUCUUCAGAGUCUUUCACCAGGAAUAAAAGCAGACAGCUUAACUCUCUCGCAAUGUGGAGAGAACACAUCUUUAGUUCCAGAUGCAGUGUUGAAGACUAAAAAAAGCACAGAGUUCUUAAAGCACGCAGGGAAAGAAAUAGUAGAAGUAGGUAGUGGCCUUCCUGAUUCAGGAAAGGGAUUUGUUUCCAGGGAAAACAGGCAUAAUAAUGGGUUAUCUGGGAAACGUUCACAAGAAGCUCAAGAAGAAGGGAAUUCCGUGUUGCCUGAUAAAAGAGGAAGACCAGGAAUCCCGCUAGAUGGAGGAGGAGGAAGAGGAUGUGUCCAUACUUCUGAUGGUUCAGAAGUUGUGUUUUCUUGUGAUUUGAACUCAACCCUGGAAGACAGUGAUGGUGUAACUGAUACCUUAAGAUGUGAUAGCAGUGGGCAUGCCCCGGACAUUGUAUCUACUGUCCAUGAAGAUUAUUCUGGUUCUUCUGAAAGUUCAAGUGAGGAAAGUGAUUCAGAAGAUACAGAUUCUGAUGAUAGCAGUAUUCCAAGAAACCGUCUCCAGUCUGUUGUGGUUGUGCCAAAGAAUUCUACUUUACCCAUGGAAGAAACAAGUCCUUGUUCUUCUCGGAGCAGUCAAAGUUACAGACAUUAUACUGACCACUGGGAAGAUGAGAGAUUGGAGUCAAGGAGACAUUCGUACGAGGAAAAAUUGGAGAGUCUAAUAAGUAAAACCUGUCCUCAAACUGAGAAGUUCUUCCAUCAUAAAGGAACAGAGAAGAACUCAGAGGUUUCUUUUACACAGUUCAGCAGAAAGCAAGUAGAUAACCACCUGCCCGAAAUAGCUCACCCUCAGAGCGACGGGGUAGAUAGUACAAGUCACACGAGUGUGAGCGCUGAUCUUCUGGGCCACCCAAAUUCAGAGAAAAUGGUAAAAGCAAAAAUAUCCUCUAGACAGCAUGAAGAGCUCCCAGUUUAUUCUUCUGAUGAUUUUGAAGAUGUCCCAAAUAAGUCUCGGCAGCAGACCACUUUCCCUAACAGGCCUGAUAGCAGACUGGGAAAAACAGAGGCGAGUUUUUUUUCCUCUUGUGAAAUCUCCCGAGUGGAUGGUUUGCACUCACCAGAAGAACUCCGAAACCUAGGGUGGGACUUCUCUCAGCAAGAAAAACCUACUACAACAUACCAGCAACCUGACAGUAGCUAUGGGGCCUGUGGUGGCCACAAGUAUCAGCCAAGUGCAGAACAGUUUGGGGGAGCACGUUGUUACUGGCAGGGCAAUGGCUACUGGGAUCCGAGGUCAGCAGGUAGGCCUGCUGGAACUGGGGUUGUGUACGAGCGAAUCCAGGGGCAGGUACCAGAUUCCCUGACAGAUGACCGCGAAGAGGAAGAGCACUGGGAUCCGCGGGGUGGCCCCCACUCGUUCAGCCAGUCCAGCACAUUGCUUCCAUCCCUUCAGAAAGACAGAGGGUCAGUGCAAGCACCUGAAAUAAGCAGCAAUUCCAGUAAGGACUCUUUAGCUGUGAAUGAAAAGAAAGAUUUCUCAAAAAACUUGGAAAAAAAUGAUAUCAAAGACAGAGGGCCUCCUAAAAAAAGGAGGCAGGAAUUGGAGAGUGAUUCGGAAAGUGAUGGCGAACUCCAGCAUAGGAAGAAAGUUAGACUGGAGGUGGAGCAGGGAGAGACAUCGGUGCCCCCAGGCUCGGCGCUUACCGGGCCCUCCUGUGUCAUGGAUGACUUUCGGGACCCACAGCGGUGGAAAGAAUGUGCCAAGCAGGGGAAGAUGCCUUGUUACUUUGAUCUUAUCGAAGAAAAUGUUUAUCUAACAGAGAGAAAGAAGAAUAAAUCCCAUCGGGAUAUUAAGCGAAUGCAGUGUGAAUGUGCACCUCUUUCCAAAGAUGAACGAGCUCAAGGUGAAAUAGCAUGUGGGGAAGAUUGUCUUAAUCGCCUCCUCAUGAUCGAAUGCUCUUCUCGGUGUCCAAAUGGGGAUUAUUGUUCCAAUAGACGGUUCCAGAGGAAACAGCACGCAGAUGUGGAAGUCAUACUCACAGAGAAGAAGGGCUGGGGCUUGAGAGCAGCCAAAGAUCUUCCUUCAAAUACCUUUGUCCUGGAAUAUUGUGGAGAGGUACUUGACCAUAAGGAGUUUAAAGCUCGGGUGAAAGAGUAUGCCCGGAACAAAAAUAUCCACUACUAUUUCAUGGCUCUGAAGAACGAUGAGAUAAUAGAUGCCACUCAGAAAGGAAAUUGCUCUCGUUUCAUGAAUCACAGCUGUGAACCAAACUGUGAAACCCAGAAAUGGACGGUGAAUGGACAGUUGAGAGUUGGUUUUUUUACCACCAAACUGGUCCCUUCGGGCUCAGAGCUAACAUUUGACUACCAGUUCCAGAGAUACGGAAAAGAAGCCCAAAAAUGUUUCUGUGGGUCAGCCAAUUGCCGGGGUUACCUGGGAGGAGAAAACAGAGUCAGUAUCCGAGCUGCAGGAGGGAAAAUGAAGAAGGAACGGUCUCGUAAGAAGGAUUCAGUGGAUGGAGAACUAGAAGCUCUGAUGGAGAAUGGUGAAGGUCUCUCUGAUAAAAAUCAGGUGCUCAGCUUAUCCCGACUCAUGGUUAGAAUUGAAACUUUGGAGCAGAAACUUACCUGUCUUGAACUCAUACAGAAUACACACUCACAGUCCUGCCUGAAGUCCUUUCUGGAACGUCAUGGACUCUCUUUGUUGUGGAUCUGGAUGGCAGAGCUAGGCGACGGCCGGGAAAGUAACCAGAAACUUCAGGAAGAGAUUAUAAAGACUUUGGAACACUUGCCCAUUCCUACGAAAAAUAUGUUGGAGGAAAGCAAAGUACUUCCAAUUAUUCAACGCUGGUCCCAGACGAAAACUGCUGUCCCUCAGCUGAGUGAAGGCGAUGGGUAUUCUAGUGAGAAUACAUCACGUGCUCACACACCUCUCAACACACCCGAUCCUUCCACCAAGAUGAGCACCGAAGCUGACACAGACACUCCCAAGAAACUCAUGUUCCGCAGACUUAAAAUUAUAAGUGAAAAUAGUAUGGACAGUGCAAUCUCUGAUGCAACCAGUGAGCUAGAAGGCAAAGAUGGCAAAGAUGACCUUGAUCAGUUAGAAAAUGUCCCUGUAGAGGAAGAGGAAGAAUUACAGUCCCAACAGCUACUUCCACAACAGCUGCCUGAACCCAAAGUUGACAGUGAAACCACCAUGGAGGCCAGUAAGCUCCCCAUCUCUGAACCAGAGGCUGACACUGACACAGAGCCCAAAGAGAGCAACGACACGAAGCUCGAAGAAACUAUUGCUGAGGAAACACCAUCCCAAGAUGAAGAGGAGUGUGUAUCUGAUGUGGAGAGUGAGAGGAGCCAAGAACAGCCAGAUAAGACAGUGGAUAUAAGCGAUUUGGCCACCAAGCUCCUAGACAGUUGGAAAGACCUAAAGGAAGUAUAUCGGAUUCCAAAGAAAAGUCAAACUGAGAAGGAGAACACAAUAACCGAACGUGCAAGGGAUGCUGUCGGCUUCAGAGAUCAAGCAGCUACCCCAAAGACUCCUAACAGGUCACGAGAGAGAGAUCCAGAUAAGCAAACUCAAAACAAAGAGAAAAAGAAGCGAAGGGGCUCUCUCUCGCCUCCCUCCUCUGCCUACGAGCGCGGGACAAAAAGGCCGGAUGACAGAUAUGAUACACCUACUUCUAAAAAGAAAGUACGAAUUAAAGACCGUAAUAAACUCUCCACAGAGGAGCGGCGGAAGUUGUUUGAGCAAGAGGUGGCUCAGAGGGAGGCUCAGAAACAGCAGCAGAUGCAGAACCUGGGGAUGACGUCACCACUGCCCUAUGACUCUCUUGGCUAUAAUGCCCCUCAUCACCCCUUUGUCGGCUAUCCGCCAGGGUACCCAAUGCAGGCCUAUGUGGACCCCAGCAACCCGAAUGCUGGAAAGGUGCUUCUGCCCACACCCAGCAUGGACCCGGUGUGUUCUCCUGUUCCCUACGACCAUGCUCAGCCCUUGGUCGGACAUUCUGCUGUCCCCCUUGCUGCACCUCCACCAGUGCCAGUGGUACCACACGUGGCAGCCCCUGUGGAAGUUUCUAGCUCACAGUACGUAGCCCAGAGUGAUGGUGUGGUCCAUCAGGACUCCAGCGUUGCCGUCUUGCCGGUGCCGGCCCCAGGUCCAGUCCAGGGACAGAAUUACGGUGUCUGGGAUUCAAACCAACAGUCGGUCAGUGUACAGCAGCAGUACUCCCCUGCACAGUCUCAAGCAACCAUAUAUUAUCAAGGACAGACGUGUCCAACUGUCUAUGGUGUGACAUCACCUUACUCACAGACAACUCCACCAAUUGUACAGAGCUACGCCCAGCCGAGUCUCCAGUACAUCCAGGGGCAGCAGAUUUACCCCGCCCACCCGCAGGGAGUGGCCGUGCAGCCAGCUGCGAUCGUUGCCCCCGGGCAGCCUCAGCCCUUACAGGCGCCUGAAAUGGUUGUGACAAAUAACCUCCUGGACCUGCCACCCCCCUCUCCUCCCAAACCCAAAACCAUAGUCUUACCUCCCAACUGGAAGACAGCCCGAGACCCGGAGGGGAAGAUCUACUAUUACCAUGUGAUCACCAGGCAGACUCAGUGGGAUCCCCCGACUUGGGAAAGCCCAGGAGACGAAGCCAGCCUUGAGCAUGAAGCGGAGAUGGACUUGGGAACCCCAACAUAUGACGAAAACCCCAUGAAGACCUCGAAAAAGCCCAAGACAGCAGAAGCAGAUACCUCCAGUGAGCUGGCUAAGAAGAGCAAAGAGGUAUUUAGGAAAGAGAUGUCGCAGUUCAUCGUCCAGUGCCUGAACCCUUACCGGAAACCGGACUGCAAAGUCGGAAGAAUCACCACAACGGAAGACUUCAAGCAUCUAGCUCGCAAGCUGACUCACGGCGUGAUGAACAAGGAGCUGAAGUACUGUAAGAACCCCGAGGACCUGGAGUGCAACGAGAAUGUGAAACACAAAACCAAGGAGUACAUUAAGAAGUACAUGCAGAAGUUCGGGGCUGUUUACAAACCCAAAGAGGACACUGAACUAGAGUGAUGUCGCGCGGCCGAGGUGGGAGGACGGGUCGGGGAGAAGUCCUGUGGGCCCCUGCCCGCCUCCCCACUGCCAGGGCUGUGCUACUGAUGACAUGUCACCCUGGGAAGUCACACCUGUAGAUGGCAACUGCAAGCCAGAGAUGAACUCCCACCUACAGCAUGUGAUUUCCAGUUUGAGCCGUUGGGGUGGGGCAGAGGCCAGCAGAGGCUAGGGCUUAGGGAAGGCCCUGGCCAGACCUGGUCCCACUCACACCUGGGUCUCCUUGGCGGUGCUGUCGCGCACAGGCCCAUGCGCUUCCCCACCCACAACCCCUACUCUGACGAUCUGUAUUAUAUUUUAAUGUAUAUGUGAAUAUAUUGAAAAUAAUUUGUUUGUUUUUCCUGGUUUUUGUUUGGUUUGUUUUCCUUUUAGCCUCUCCGUGCUAGGAUCACAGGAAGACUUUGUAAGGAAGGUUCAAGUUCUCCUGCAAGGUUUAAUUUGUUAUCAUGUAAAUAUUCCAAAGCAGGCUGCCUUGUGGUUUUGGCCAGCCUUGUGCUAUGUUGAUAAGAUUGAUUUACUGCUUAAAAUCACUUUACUUUAUCCAAUUUUUACUGAACUUUUUAUGUAAAAAAUAAAAUCAAUUAAAGAACUUGG
Molecule: messenger RNA, 8224 nt
Organism: Tupaia belangeri chinensis (Chinese tree shrew)
Lineage: Eukaryota; Metazoa; Chordata; Mammalia; Scandentia; Tupaiidae
Gene: SETD2
Product: SET domain containing 2, histone lysine methyltransferase
Biological process (GO): regulation of DNA-templated transcription
Cellular component (GO): chromosome; nucleus
Molecular function (GO): protein binding; histone H3K36 methyltransferase activity
Source: RefSeq, a predicted model, not a curated record